Molecule: messenger RNA, 1191 nt
Organism: Thlaspi arvense
Lineage: Eukaryota; Viridiplantae; Streptophyta; Magnoliopsida; Brassicales; Brassicaceae
Source: the annotation of a GenBank genome assembly
UAAUUUUCUCGGUCUUUAAAUUAAAGCAAUAAAGCUCCAUCGUCUUCUCACUCACGGAACCAGUUAAAUCACGUUCUCCCUCUCUCUCUCUCUCUCUUCGAAAAAAUCGAAGCAGAGACAACAAAUGGCGACGAGAAGAAGAACAAGCACGAGCUGUUCUUCCAUGGCGGCUCUCUUGUUGUUCAUGGCGGCUCUAAUGGCGUCUUCCUCUAUCGCAGCAACACCGACACAGUCGUUCGAAGACAAUUUCAAUAUCAUGUGGUCUGAAAAUCACUUCACGACUUCCGAGGACGGACAGAUCUGGAAUCUCUCCUUAGACAACGAUACCGGAUGUGGAUUUCAGACAAAGCACAUGUACAGAUUCGGAUGGUUCAGUAUGAAGCUAAAGCUCGUUGGUGGCGACUCCGCCGGCGUCGUCACCGCUUACUACAUGUGUUCGGAGAAUGGAGCUGGACCGGAGAGAGACGAGAUAGAUUUCGAAUUCCUAGGUAACCGAACCGGAGAGCCGUACGUGAUUCAGACCAAUGUGUUUAAGAACGGAACCGGAAAUCGGGAGAUGCGACAUUCCCUAUGGUUCGACCCGACCAAGGAUUACCACACCUACUCAAUUCUUUGGAAUAACCACCAGCUCGUGUUCUUCGUGGAUAGAGUACCGAUUCGAGUGUACAAGAAUAGCGACAAGGUACCAAACAAUGAUUUCUUCCCGAACCAGAAGCCAAUGUACUUGUUCUCCAGCAUCUGGAACGCCGACGACUGGGCGACACGUGGCGGUCUCGAGAAGACCGACUGGAAAAAAGCUCCUUUCGUCUCGUCCUACAAGGAUUUCGCCGUCGACGGCUGCCGUUGGAAGGAUCCAUUCCCUGCUUGCGUCUCCACCACAACGGAGAAUUGGUGGGACCAGUACGACGCGUGGCAUUUGUCCAAGACCCAGAAGAUGGAUUAUGCGUGGGUGCAGAGAAAUCUCGUCGUAUACGAUUAUUGCCAGGACCGCGAGAGAUUCCCUAAACUUCCUUGGGAGUGUUCCAUUAGCCCUUGGGCUUAAAUUCAUUUUUGUUUAUUUUUUUUUCCAAUUAAAGUAUUAAGUGGAAAUGGUUGCUGUAAUAAUUUUUACUUUCUCCAUUUCAUUUAUCAUUGAUUACAGCCUCUGAUUAUUUAUUUAAUUAAUUAUUUAGUCGGCUAUUUUUCAUAACA